This is a messenger RNA of Penicillium coprophilum, 1677 nucleotides long. Its product is annotated as F-box domain protein. Bases 1 to 1677 code for a protein of 558 amino acids. Gene Ontology annotation, molecular function: protein binding. The transcript has 2 exons. The record is from RefSeq and is a predicted model, not a curated record. NCBI's taxonomy places the organism in Eukaryota, Fungi, Ascomycota, Eurotiomycetes, Eurotiales, Aspergillaceae.
AUGCUACUUCAACUACCAACAGAGCUGAUACAGCUAGUCCUUCGAAACUGCGACACACCAACCUACUUCCAGGCAGCCUUUUCAAGCCGCAGGCUUUAUGAGAUUGCUUCUGGUAGUCGAGAAGUCAUCAUUCAUCAGUUACAUAAUACUCCUGGUUGGAAUGACGGUAUUGAAACUCAUCAAACCAAGCGUCUGUUUGGUGAGUUAAUGAGACGAUCUUAUGAACAUUUAGAUGGUGCAGAACAUUACGCCAGCCCCACCUAUGAGUAUCAAGAUCGAAUAAUUGACUACCAUGCAUCAACUCUUGAGGCACUAGAAGACAGUGUACGAGCACUGCUUGUCUUCAAAGGCCACAGUACUGUCCAUCUGGUUGGUAUGAGCGAUGGAAAUCGGACCGAAGUCCAAUUGAAAUCUCCAGGACAGGAUAUCGGGGAAAUCGAGGUUAUUCAAACUGCUUUUGAUGAAAACGGUGGAGUCUACGUGCUGCAUCGAUUCAAACCAUUCUUAGACCGAGAAUUGGAUACAGAUCACCCAUUUGUCAAACAUGCCCUAGAGUCUCACCCCAAUGGGAGUAUUCACCUGGCCUGCCAUCACUUGAAUCGCCGGAAAGAUACCAUUCGAAUGUGCGACUUUCCCGAAUGCCGAGAUUAUAGGCCACUGGCUUUGUCCGUUACCAACCACAAAAUUGCUAUAUCAUGGCAAAACACGCUUGACCCCUUUGAUCACUGCGUCGUCCUCUAUACCCAGCUCUACGACGAAGAGGAAGAGGAAGAGGAAGAUGAUUCAAGCCAACGUGGCACAGACCAAAGCAAGGGAGAUAAUCCCUGUAGAAUUAUCCAUGCCGCCCUCGAGGCUUACGUUCUGACAAGCUCUGAUUAUCAAGACCCGUCUGUCCGUCCUUCUCGGAAAACAGGCCCCGCUAUGAGACUGGCUUUCAAUGAUCGAGGCUUCCAGUUGCUCUACCACUACCGAGCUCAACACAUCUACGGGGCCUUUCAGAGACUUCAUCGCCUUCCUGGCCUCCCAGGCGAGCCAAAGCCCCAUGUUAAUGAGAACGCAUGCACUGUGCAGUUUUCGCCUUCACUCUCGCUUCAAUUCUCAAUUGCAAUACCGUUCUUCGGUACCCAUUACCUCGGUGAUAUAAACCAAGGAGAACCAUGCCAUUGGCAGUAUCUCGCCUUCGGCAUUGCCACCCACCGCGUCGAAAAAUGGACUGUGGCAUGCCUCCUGAAGUCUGAGGCAUAUACUGGCCCGCGAUGUACCCAUGUCUUGAAUCUCGACCGCGGCAGGCGUUUUGAUCACUGGCGGAUUAUGGCGCAGCUUGGUGGAUUCCGGGAAAUAUCAACUUCACAUGGCUCACCCGUGGCAACUUCACGUCGCGGAACUCGUGUGGCUGUCGCGAACUGGAAAACCCUCUAUGUCUGGACACUGAAUCCCUCGGAAUUGAUAGAGAACAAUAGCAACGGCUUUUAUCCAUCAUCAUGGGAAUCCUCUACAGGUGUCAUCGAGUUGCGACCGGUUGUCCUCCAGUUAGAGGUGGUUUGCUCACACUUGCGUUUCACGAAGGAAGACGAGCUGGCUGCGAUUACUGAUCGUGGAGUGAUGUUCCUGAAUCUCGGUUAUAGCGGAAAAGGCAGGCAGCACGCCAAGAGUGAAGAGCAAGAGGAUGUUAUCUGA